UCCCCGCGCGCCAGGCUACGCGUCCCCAGGCCGAGCACGCGAGGGGCCGCCAUGGUGGCCGUCUCCGGAGGACGCGUGUGCGCCAGCCGCCAGCCGCCUAUAUAUCCCUCCUGCGGCACGGCUCCUGGAAGAUAAUACCUGAUCUGUUCCUGCCUUUCCUGCAGUAGUAGCGCACACACUUUGGUGAGCUGAGUACUGAGUUGGUGAUGGAGGAUUCGGUGGGCGAGGCGGAGAGGAGGGAGCAGGAGGAGGCCAUGGCGCAGGGGAAGAAGCGCGGGCGAGAGGAAGAGCAGGAGGCCGGCGUUGGUCGCGCGGUGGAGGGGAAGGCGGAGGUGGCGGUGGCUGAGGAGGGCGGGUUUCUCAGCAGCAUGGCGUCCAAGAUCGGCGUGGCCAUGUCGGGUGCUAACGGGAGCGGCGGCGCUGGGGACACCGGCGAAGGCAAUGGCAACGGCAACAGGAGCGCGCUUGCUGCCUCUGACGGCAACGGGGAGAAGGCGGCCGGCAAUGGCAUCUUCCACAAGCUGCUGUCCAGCUCGUCUCCCUCCCCGCCGGCCACAGAGGAGGAGAAUAGGGGAGGGAAAGACGAGGACGAAGGCGGCGAGCAGGCCGGGAUACUGAGCGCCAUGGCUUCCAAGAUCGGCAUGGCCAUGUCUGGCAAUGGGACCCACGGCGGCGGCGGGGAAGAUGUUGAUCACGGUAUAGGUGAGGACGAGGACAAGGAGAAGGAGACGGGAGGCGACGAGCCGAGCUCCAACGGCGGUGGGCUCGUUAAGCAGAUCAUGUCCAACCUCCCCACUUCAGAAACUAGGGGGCCCGAUGCUGAGGAGGCCUCCCUGCUCAUCUCCAUCAUCGACGACUAGACUAGCAGUAGAUAGAUUUGGCACUUGUCAUUUCUGGGUGUGAUUUUACAUCGCCCAGCGUGCCCUCUUUCUUGAUGCUGAUGUUGUAACCUCUAGGGUAGGGUUGCUGUUGGUAGACGUUUUCUUCUAGACACAAGUCACUGCACAUGUUUGCACAGUGUACUGGCCUGUAAUCGCAUUGACUCCUGGAGAGAACUGGUCCUCCUCGCUUAUUAUUUGCUAUAAUAAUGCUAUUA
Molecule: messenger RNA, 1096 nt
Organism: Triticum urartu
Lineage: Eukaryota; Viridiplantae; Streptophyta; Magnoliopsida; Poales; Poaceae
Source: RefSeq, a predicted model, not a curated record